AUGCGUUUCCUUUCCACUCUUCCCGUGCUCCUUGGAGCUGCCUUUGCUCUCCCCUCGCCCGAGAACAUCCAGGAGCGUGCUACAGGUUCUCUCGCUUCCUGGCUGUCGUCUGAGAACACUGUUGCUCUGCAGGGUGUUCUUAACAACAUUGGUGCCAGCGGCUCCAAGGCUUCUGGUGCUAGUGCAGGUGUUGUGAUUGCUUCUCCUUCGAAGUCGGACCCUAACUACUUCUACACCUGGACCCGUGACUCGGCUCUCACAUUCAAGGCACUUGUAGACCAAUUUAUCGCUGGCAACAAGUCUCUGGAACCCCUCAUCCAGCAGUACAUCAGUGCUCAGGCCAACUUGCAGACUGUCAACAAUCCCAGCGGCGGCCUUUGCUCCGGAGGUCUUGCCGAGCCCAAAUUCGAAGUGAACCUUACACCUUUCACUGGUGCUUGGGGUAGACCUCAGCGUGAUGGCCCUGCUCUCCGUGCUACCGCUCUGAUUGCUUAUUCUCGCUACUUGAUUGCCAACGGCAACACCACCACCGUCAACAACAUCAUCUGGCCUGUCGUUCAGAAUGAUUUGUCUUAUGUGACCCAGUACUGGAACCAGACCGGGUUCGAUCUCUGGGAGGAGAUCAACAGCUCUUCCUUCUUCACCACCGCUGUCCAGUACCGUGCUCUGGUCGAGGGUAACAAUCUUGCCACUCAGCUUGGCAAGUCUUGCCCCAACUGUGUCUCUCAGGCUCCUCUUGUCCUUUGCUUCCUUCAAUCUUACUGGACUGGGUCCUAUGCUCUUUCCAACACUGGAGGUGGUAGAUCCGGCAAAGACGCAAACUCAAUCCUGGCCAGUAUCCACGUCUUCGAUCCUGCUGCCUCCUGCGAUUCGACCACUUUCCAGCCCUGCAGUGACAAGGCCCUCGCCAACCACAAGGUCGUCACUGAUUCGUUCCGCUCCAUCUACAACGUCAACCAGGGCAUUGCUCAAGGCUCUGGUGUUGCUGUUGGCAGAUACCCCGAGGACUCUUACUACAAUGGCAACCCCUGGUACCUCAACACUUUUGCUGCUGCUGAGCAACUCUAUGACGCCGUCUACCAGUGGAAGAAGAUUGGCUCAAUUUCGAUUACUUCAAUCUCCCUCCCCUUCUUCAAGGAUGUUUACUCUUCUGCUGCUGUCGGCACAUACGCAUCUUCGACUACUACUUUCACUUCGAUUGUCAACGCUGUUCAGACCUACGCUGACAGCUACAUGUCUAUUGCUCAAAAAUAUACGCCUUCCAGCGGAGCUCUUUCUGAGCAGUACAACCGUGCCGAUGGUACUCCCCUGUCAGCUGUCGACCUGACCUGGUCUUACGCUGCCUUCCUGACUGCCUAUAACGCCCGUGCCAACGUCCUCCCUGCCUCCUGGGGCGCCGCCUCUGCCAAAUUGCCCAGCUCCUGCUCCAGCGGCUCGGCCACCGGCCCUUGCGCCGCAGCCACAAACACCAACUGGGGCAACCCCGGCUCGCCCUCCAAGACCACCACCGGCGGCUCCUGCACAACGCCCACCGCCAUCGCCGUAACCUUCAACGAGCAAAAGACCACCGUCUACGGCGAGAACAUCUUCAUCGUCGGCAGCAUCCCUGCUCUGGGCAACUGGAACACGGCCAACGCAGUUGCCUUGUCUGCUUCCGGAUACACCAGCUCCAACCCCAAGUGGACUGUUACCAUCAGCUUCGCUCCUGGAACCAGCUUCCAGUACAAGUACAUCAAGAAGGCUCAGGAUGGAAGCGUGACUUACGAGAGCGAUCCCAACCGCAGCUACACUGUUAAUGGCAACUGUGCUGGUACUGCUACUGAGAAUGAUAGCUGGAGAUAG
This is a messenger RNA of Aureobasidium namibiae CBS 147.97, 1842 nucleotides long. Its product is annotated as extracellular glucoamylase protein. Gene Ontology annotation, molecular function: glucan 1,4-alpha-glucosidase activity; starch binding. Bases 1 to 1842 code for a protein of 613 amino acids. Gene Ontology annotation, biological process: polysaccharide catabolic process. Lineage: Eukaryota; Fungi; Ascomycota; Dothideomycetes; Dothideales; Saccotheciaceae. The transcript is spliced from 6 exons. The record is from RefSeq and is a predicted model, not a curated record. Gene Ontology annotation, cellular component: fungal-type vacuole.